AUGACAGUACUUCACUUCUUGAGCUGCGUAGGAAUAACCUAUGCCCCAAUAUACAUUGCUUACAAGUCAACUAGAAUUGGCGAGUUCAAAUCAUUCUCACCAGUUCUGUUUGGCGCUGCUGGCUAUUUUGUAACGCAGUUGGCAAAGAUGAUGUUGCUCGCUACAUUCUUGCCAUCGUUUGAUACAUCAAUAUAUAGCGUAUAUCAAGAGGUUAUUCGCCUGUUCAACGGUGUUGUCGACUUGUUUGCAAUCUUUGUUUUGCUGCAUCUGUCGCACGCACCAAAGGAUGUGCGCGCCCUUGGCAUCGGCCUGGGUUGGGCACUGGCCGACGCACUACCUCGUGUCUACUCGCUGUGGGGCGCCAUGCCACUCGAGUUUGACAGCAUGCACCUGAUCAACUCAUUCGAGAGCAACGUCGCGACACUUCACUCGGUGGCCAUCUGCUACGUGGUGGCCUCGCUGACACGCAAGCAAAAGAAGAGCGGCAACAACAGCAACAACAGCGGCAGCAACAUGCUCACAGACUUCCUGUCGAUCCUCAGGACGCCAUCGAUGGCCCUGCUCUCUCUGAUCAUCUAUCUGACUGUGCCACUGGUGCACAGCUAUCUCAACCUGGUCGUUGGCGCCAAUGCCUUUGUCCUUCUCGCUGUAAAUAUCGCAAUGGUCUUGGCCAACUCAUUACUGAUCGUCAGCGGUCCACUCAAGUCUGAGCUUGCCUCAUCAUCAUCGCCCACAAUGGCAAGACAAUAA
Molecule: messenger RNA, 750 nt
Organism: Acytostelium subglobosum LB1
Lineage: Eukaryota; Evosea; Eumycetozoa; Acytosteliales; Acytosteliaceae
Exons: 2
Coding region: 1-750 (249 amino acids)
Source: RefSeq, a predicted model, not a curated record